AAGUAGACUUGCCUAAUGAGUUGAGUUCAUACCAACUACUUUACACAGCCACCAUGAUUGGUUUGACAAAAGAUCCAAAGGUAGAUGGGCUAAGCUAGUUUUUUUAAAAAGUUUCUUUCCAACCCUUAAGAGAAAUGACUCUAUGAUACUCUGUACCAAGGAUAACAAUUAUAUGACACACAAUACCUAUUUCUGAGAAAGCUGUUGGGAUCAUAAGGGGCUGCCAGUGUCUUAACCAAUAUCUGCAAUUACAUCAAGAUUAAAUCCUGUUAGGGAUCCUGGAGUUGUUACCAGAGAGCACCUGCACAUUGUACAUAUAAAUUUGAUCAUGUUUUAUCAAAGCCCACUGAACAACUAUUAACUGAGAGGGUCUUGGUAUGUGGGAUGUGAAAUUUGUUAGUGAAAGGAGCUUCCAUUUAAAUGUAGUCAGCUCCAGAGACUAAGUAGAAUUAGCAAGAUGGCCAAGAUUGCUUGGGAAGAAUCACCGUAGUGGCUCUCUUGCUUAUACAAACACAGGGCAACUGGGCACCUAUUGAGCAUGGGGAAGAAUGAAACCAGACCACUUUCUGGCUUAAUAAAGGACAUCCUACCUUGAAACCCCUUCAUGUUCAGUCAGGUCACUAAGGAGGAAAAGUAUUGGAUCUCACCUCUUGGAACAUUUAAGUUCAUGUGGCAACUUGGCCUAGUUUUGGUGUCUAGUUAUUAGGUCAAGGAAGCACUGGCCUGAUUGUUACUGUGAGGACAUUUUGUGGACUUAAAUCAUAAAUUGAUUGCAUCUAAGACUGAAUACAUCUACAAGCAAAUGAGGAGAUUGCCUUCAACAACGAGAGAAGUCUCAUCCAAUCAGUUGAAGGCCUUUAAAAGGAGUAAUUAUUUCAGCAUUCAGAAGGGAGAAUUUCCAUCUCUACUUCAGCCAGCCAGCUUCUCAUUGGGAAUUUAUCAAAAACCUUCAGUGGAGUUCCCGUUUACAACCUGUCCUAUGGAAUUUGGACUUGCCCAUCCCCAGAGUCAUGUUUAACAUAAGUAGAACCUCGCUCAUGGAUGGAAGCCACCUAGACCUCCCUAUGUGUUGGACAGAUUCUUCAAUUCACCUUCACCAUGGCAUUUGGAAACAGAAUGCCCCUUCUAGACUGAAGAAACUCUUGGAAUUACUUGGGAAUAAUUGUGAGGCAGCAGCUGAACCCCUAGAAAAAGACUAUACUCCCUGCUCAUUUGACAUAAGGAAGUUGGAAAUGGUUUUAACUUGAAGGAAUAACAGAUUUGAUCUUAUGACUAUCUUAGUUCAUAUUCCUUACACUGGGAUUUUAUCAGCUUUGCCAAAUUAGUGUUCAUUUACAGGAGGUUUAAAGAUGACUCUGAUUGGCAUUUCUGAAAACACCCGAAAAUUUUUAUUUAGUUAACAAUCUACAGUUGUCAAUAUAUAGUACGCAAGUUUUUUUUUUAAAGACUGAUAACAAUGAACCAAAAAAAAAUUCUGAAGGUAUUUUUUUUUUAAAUCAGGAAAACAAAAGCAUCAUUUGCCAGAUAAAUGGCUGUAUCCAAAUCAGAUAUUUAAGGCAGAAUUCUUGAGAAAAAGACAAAGAUCUGGCUUUUUAUGAGGUUUGAGGAUUGGGUCCACAAUUCAUAUCAUUCAUCCUUGAGAUGUGUUUCAUUUGCAGAAUGUUGAUUACAACACUCCAUCUUUUGAUGAAAUUAAGGGAAGCAAUCAUUUCACAAGGAAGUUGCUGAAUAACCUGCUUUCUUGGACAUGUUGUGGCUACAAAUGCUAUACUUGUGCAAUGUUUUUUACUUGAUAAUGGUAAGAAUACAUAUACUAAGAUGCCAGACUUGUUAUUUCAAGAAGAGGAAACAUUUUAAGGACCACAAUAUUCCCAUCAAUGUGUCAUGCAUUCAUUCCCACUGUGGACUUUGGAGUCCGUGUGUUCCACUCUCUGCUCUAGUUGUGUGACCUAAGGACAAAUUACCUAACUUUUCUGAACCUCAGUUUUCCUCAUCUGUUUGAUGAAGCUAACCAUACCUUCCUCGCGGAACUGUUGCAACUAAUUAAAAUAAUACAUAUAAAAGCACUUGGAGGAUGGCAAGUCCUCAACAAAUAACCAAAUGAAUUAUUUAGAAUAGAGGCAGUGGGUUCUGGCCACCAAUUAUAAAAAAAUAAAACAAACAAAAACCAAACAUUUCAUACCUAGUAUAGGUUUAGCGAAUAAAAGUUGCACAAUCGGAGUCAUACCUUCAAUUUGUGCUUUGCCAAAAUGGUACUACAGAAUAAAUGAAAAGAAGAAAAAAGUGAAAAAGGAAAACGAGGGUGAGUGGAGAAAAGAAGAAUUGGUAAGCUAAGUAAAGAGGAAAGGCCAACAGAACUAAAGAAGUUAGAAAAGUUGGAGGUGAGAAGCUGGAGCUACUCCCAGGGGCAGCUUGGGGCGGGGCUUCCAAGGCAUCUACGCUCUGUGUGGGCGGGGCGUCAGGAGGCGGGACUUCCUGUCCUGGGCGUUCCGCUCUCCCUCCGGAAGAUAGGAUCGGCGUGAUUCAUCCCACGGCAGAAAGGGGUACCCCCUAAAAGCCCACCUCACACGCUAAGAUGGCUGAUCCUUGGAAGGAAUGCAUGGAUUAUGCAAUAACCCUAGCAAGACAGGCCGGAGAGGUGGUUCGUGAAGCUCUAAAAAAUGAAAUGGAUGUUACGAUUAAAAGUUCUCCGGCUGAUUUGGUAACAGCUACUGACCAACAAAUUGAAAAAAUGCUUUUCUCUGCCAUAAAGGAAAAGUAUCCAUCUCACAGUUUCAUUGGUGAGGAAUCUGUGGCAGCUGGGGAAAAAAGUGCCUUAACUAACAACCCCACGUGGAUCAUUGACCCUAUUGACGGAACAACUAACUUUGUACAUAGAUUUCCUUUUGUAGCUGUUUCGAUUGGCUUUGUUGUGGAUAAAAAGAUGGAAUUUGGAGUUGUAUAUAGUUGUGUGGAGGAUAAAAUGUAUACAGGCAGGAAAGGAAAAGGUGCCUUUUGUAAUGGUGAAAAACUACAGGUUUCACAACAAGAAGAUAUUACAAAGUCACUCUUGGUGACAGAGUUUGGCUCUUCCAGAACACCAGAGACCAUAAGAAUUGUUCUUUCUAAUAUGGAAAAGCUUCUUUCCAUUCCCAUUCAUGGGAUUCGGGGUGUUGGAACAGCAGCUGUUAACAUGUGCCUUGUGGCAACUGGAGGAGCAGAUGCGUAUUAUGAAAUGGGAAUUCACUGCUGGGAUAUGGCAGGAGCUGGCAUCAUUGUUACUGAAGCUGGUGGAGUGCUGAUAGAUGUAACAGGUGGACCAUUUGAUUUGAUGUCACGAAGAAUAAUUGCUGCAAGUAGUAGAACAUUAGCUGAGAGGAUAGCUGAAGAAAUUCAAAUAGUACCUUUUCAAAGAGACGAUGAAGAUUAAUUUCAACAGCCUCACUUAUACAGUCACAUUUGCUUUUCCCCAGAUUUGAUGACAUAUGGGCGGUGGUACAAAAAAUUAAGACAUCUGUUUCAGAUAGGCAGUGUGUUUGGUUUAAAUUGUCUUUUAUGUUCAGAUUGGAAAAUUGGAACUUGUUCCAUAUUUUACUAAGACUAGGUAUGCAAGAAUAGAUGAAAUGUUUGUUUCAUUGUUUUAAAAAGUUUUAUGGGUAAGAUUUCACUUUGGGAAAAAUUCCGAGGCAAUACAGUGCAUGAGACAGGUAUCAUAUCAACUGGAAUAGUUAGCGAAUUUGAGUUUCUAAGUGUAUAUAGUUCCCUGUAGUAUUGGCUUGCUAUUUAGAUACAUAAGCACUCUUUAAUUAGAAAGUUACCUUUUUGGAAAUAUUUUUUUCUCUUUAGUCCCAAAAGACAUUUUUAAUUAAAUUUGUAAGGGUAUAAUGAGUACCUUUUAGACCAAGGCUCCUCUCUUUACAGAGAACCUUAUUUGUUUUAUUCACAGUAUAUACAUAGCUGUCCAGCAGUACCUGUCAAACAGUAGGCACUCCAAAAAAAGGUGCUGAAAGAAUGAAUAUUUUAAGGGCAGCAUAGUUGCAACAAAUUCAUAAAAGUAGUGAGCUUAUCAUUCCAUACUUUUGCUUUAGGUAUUUUUGAAGAAAAACCUAUCUAGUUAUCCUUUUUAACAUUUUACAUUACAUCCCAUUUUACAUUUCAGAUUUCCGUACCAUUUCACAUUACCAUAUCACCAAUUAUUUCUUAUUGUACAUUUCUGCAAUUAAUACAUUUUCUAAAGCACUGCAUUGCAGUAUUUGUGUGGAUUCACUUUAAAGUGCCCAUAUAAGAGGAAAGAAACUGUUUUUAAAAGGCACUCUCAUCAGGUAUCUGAUAUAAUUAGAUAUGGUAUAUCAGUUUACUAAAUUGAAUAUUUUUGUUUUAAGAUGUUUACACCGAUUUUGUUGUGCACAGGAAACCUGGAACCUGGCAAAUAUACUGUAUCGUUAAUAUUGAACUGUUUGUUUUCUUUCCAAACUCCCUCUUUAUUUCCAGGCUGGAUUUUAUUUUAAAUAUUUCUUAAAAGUCUGUGGCUUAUCAAACUCAGAAAGAAAACUGUACUGUUUCAUAGAUAUUUUUAAAGAUUAAUUUAUUGUUUGGCCUUGUUGCUUGACAUGUGAACAGACAAUUAAGGUUUAUUAUAGGCUUUUGUGAGCCUUGUAUUUGGUAAAAUGGAAAGUGCUUCUAUAAAGUUUUCAAGGUAGGGGGUUAUUUUAUUGUGUACAUCUAAUACAUUAAAGACAUAUGAUACUAAG
This is a messenger RNA of Choloepus didactylus (southern two-toed sloth), 4730 nucleotides long. It is a transcript of the gene IMPA1, whose product is annotated as inositol monophosphatase 1. Lineage: Eukaryota; Metazoa; Chordata; Mammalia; Pilosa; Megalonychidae. Gene Ontology annotation, molecular function: inositol monophosphate 1-phosphatase activity. The transcript has 10 exons. The record is from RefSeq and is a predicted model, not a curated record. Gene Ontology annotation, biological process: inositol metabolic process; signal transduction; phosphatidylinositol phosphate biosynthetic process. The coding region runs from base 2576 to 3409 and encodes 277 amino acids.